GCAUCUGUAUACGUCAAAAGCCAAGCCGAUCUCGUCCGUUGAUAGAGCAUCAAGAAGAGAGACACUGUUUAACUGUCUGUUCCCUCUUCAUUAUCUCUCUGUUCUUUCCUUCCCUGCUCUUAUUCUGCUCCUCUCUGCUCUCUGGGGCCGCUGGUUUUCUUUCUUACUUUGCUGGAAAUCGAGAUUGAAUCGUUUUUAGGAUGCGAAACUCGCAUUAAUCUUGGCUGCAAAGCUUCCGAAGAUAGUUCCGGACGGUAUUCUUCUAAUUUUUUCCGCUAUUUUGAUUCAAAGAAGGAAGCUCGUGAUACAGAUUAUUGAAACUUCGUGGAUCUUCUAGCUGAUUUUUCUUCUCCUGAGAUCGUUCGCUCUCCCGUUUUUGUGACUUGAUACCGUUCAGAAAGCAGAGAUCCUUGUUUGGCUCCUUGGAGAACCGACAGUUGUUUGGCCUGGAAGAUUUCCGCAUUUGUAGUAGAGAAUGAGCUGUGGAAUCGUUUGCUUCUAUCAAAUUUAUUCCAUGUGUGCAACAAGAAGAGAUUUGUGUUAGCGCAUCAGGAAAGUAAAUCGUUCUUAUUCGUUGAGGUUUCUGUUCGUUAGUUAAAAUUUAUUGCUUUAAUUUGAGGUUGGGAUUAAAGUAAAGUUGAAAGCAGUGCUCCCAUCCCAAUUCUCUUUCCAACCGAUGUGAAAUUUCUCAAUCUCCAGAAACAAAACAACAAACUCUAGCCGAAUUUCAUCUUUGCGGUCUGCGAGGGAUUCUGUUUCGAGAGAAUUCCUGCGAGAUAGUUUGUUUAAUCUUCCCCAGAAAAAGAAGACGAAUAUUUCCUUUUUCAACGGAGAAGAUCAUUAAGUUUCCCUUCUGGCGGGAAUUUCUCAAUUUGCACUGGGCAGUUUCCCAAUCCAACUCGAAAUUAGAAAAGAAUGCUUGAGCAAAAAUAGAGACUGUGGUUGUCUAUGAGGGCAAUAAAACCUUGGAGAUGGCUAUCAAGAAGCAGAAAUGUCUCUUUUGAUGGGGGAACACAUGGGUUUAAGAUGAAACGGCUGCCUUUGGCAAUUUUGUGCGCAGUUACGUUGUUUAUUGUGUAUAGAACAACUAAUUAUCAGUAUCUACCUGCAGAGAUAGAAGAUGGAUUUCAUCCCUUCGGCACAGUCAAGGAUGCCGAACUGGCUUCUGCAAGUGUGGACUAUUUACCUCGUGGUAUCAUUCAAGCAAACUCAGAUUUGGAAUUGAAGCCUUUGUGGUUGGCAAGUCGCUCAAAGGUUGAUAUUCCUAGUUAUCGGAGCUUACUGGCAAUUCCAGCAGGAAUUAAACAGAAACAAAAUGUUGACACAGUUGUUCAAAAGUUCUUUGCAGAAAAUUUUACUGUUAUACUGUUCCAUUAUGAUGGUAAUGUCGAUGGUUGGCGGGAUCUAGAGUGGAACAACAAGGUCAUUCAUAUAGUCGCUCUAAACCAAACAAAAUGGUGGUUUGCUAAGCGUUUUCUUCAUCCAGAUGUCGUCUCCAUUUAUGAUUACAUAUUUCUUUGGGAUGAGGAUUUGGGAGUACAAAAUUUUCACCCAGGAAG
This is a messenger RNA of Macadamia integrifolia, 1559 nucleotides long. RefSeq lists its product as uncharacterized. The record is from RefSeq and is a predicted model, not a curated record. NCBI's taxonomy places the organism in Eukaryota, Viridiplantae, Streptophyta, Magnoliopsida, Proteales, Proteaceae.